UCGCCCCCCCCUUUCACGAGUGAGAAUGGAACAUCCUGAAAGUGGUUUGGCACUCGGAGCAGGCGAGCAGCAACUGACAACAUCGCAGGGGGCAACUUCACUUCUCUUCAUUUGGCCGACCGCAGGCAACCCGAGAGCGGAACUCAAAAGACACUUCACACGAACUCAUGUCUUUAUGAAUUUACCCCGUCGACACUUUUUUUCAGCCAAAAGCUAUGUAAAAUUUGAAUUUUCCUAUUUGUUCUGAGGCAGUUCAGAAAAAAAACGCUACAUGAAGUAGCAGGCUUCUGGUUUUUGGGAAUGCUUCCUCAGUCUGCCAGUAAAGAGCAGAGCGUGACAGUCCCAUCUGUCGAUCCACAUCUGAAGACAUGUUGUUCUGGUCUCUGCCUGACUGGAGAGUACUGCUGCUGAUCCCUCUGCUGUGGGACCGCCUCUGUGCCUCAGGACUCAAACCCACGAGAUGGCCACUGUAUUCACAAAAGCCUCUGCUGCUGGCUUGGAACGCUCCGACAGAGGACUGUGGCCCCCGGCAUCGCGUACACUUUAAGCUGGACCUUUUCCAGAUUGUGGCCUCACCCAAUGAGGGCUUUGUUAGACAGAAUCUCACCAUCUUCUAUAAGGACCGCUUGGGGCUGUACCCCCACUUUGAGAAGGAUGAAACGCCGGUUAACGGUGGGCUGCCGCAGUCUGCCAGCCUCACACAGCACCUUGAGAAGAUGCCGGAUGGAGUAAGGAGGUAUAUACGUGAACCAGAAGCCAAAGGCCUGGCCGUUAUUGACUGGGAAGAGUGGCGUCCACUCUGGAUACGAAACUGGGAAACUAAAGAUGUUUAUCGCAAACAUUCUCGGGAGUUGGUGCGUCAGAAGAACCCAACAUGGUCUCCUGAUCAGGUGGCAAAAGUGGCCCAGCAGGAGUUUGAGAUGUCUGCCAGGAAGUUCAUGCUGGAGACACUGAAGCAAGCCAAGAAUCUGAUGCCAAACCAGCUGUGGGGUUUCUACCUGUUCCCCGACUGCUACAACCACGACUACAGGCGCACCCUGGAGAACUACACAGGCCGCUGUCCGGAUGUGGAGAUGGCACGUAAUGAGAAGCUGAAGUGGCUGUGGGCGGAGAGCACAGCCCUCUUCCCCUCUAUCUACAUGAGCACUGUGCUGCGCUCCUCCACCUCCGGUCGCCAAUUUGUACGGAACCGAGUGAAAGAAGGGAUGCGGUUGGCAUCGUCGGUGGGAGGCCUGGCACGUCCUGUCUUUGUGUACACCCGCCCCACCUAUGCCAACUCCCUGGAACAGCUGACAGAGACCGACCUCGUCUCCACCAUCGGGGAGAGUGUGGCUUUGGGAGCAGCUGGAAUCAUCCUGUGGGGCGAUGCAGCGUACGCAAGCAGCAAUAUCAGCUGCUCUGACCUGAAUGUGUAUCUGCGGGGUCAGCUGGGUAAAUACCUCCUCAACGUCUCCACGGCAGCAGAGUUAUGCAGCCAGACCUUGUGUGCUUCCCAUGGUCGCUGUCUACGUAAAAACCCAGACAGCGAUGUUUACUUGCAUCUGAACCCCCUCACCCACAGCAUCAGCAGCCAGGACGGCCGGCACAGGGUCAGCGGUGAGCUCAGUGAGGCAGAGAAGAGGAGUUUUCACACCGAGUUUCAGUGUCAGUGCUUCAGCGGCUACGAGGGAGAAGGUUGCAAUCAGAUAGACCCUAUGCACCAAAGAGGGGCUGCACCUCAAAACAACCCAUCACUGCUGCAAUGUGUGAUCUUACUGACUCUCUCUCUGCUCCUCUGUUGAUUCACCACAAAUACUGUAGCCAUAAAUCUGUGUUUUAUGUGUCUCAAUGUAGAAACGCACCAGCCGACAAGGCGGGAAUUUUUAAGGAGUAAGCGGUGUCAUUUUUUCUUGUAAUUGCUGUAAACAGAAGACACCAAGUGAAAUUUGAUAGGAAACACUGUGGAAAUUACAAAGUUCUACUUGUUUAUAACUUUUUAAUCUUUUUUUAAACAAUGGAGGACUCGCUGGAAAUGACCUUGUUUACAUUUUACUCCCAGUUUCCUGUCAGUCACUGUUUCCCAAGGUGUCAUAUUCCAUGUUUCUCAUAGAGAGAAAGUUUGUUUAGGCAGGGGAAAGGUGAUAAAUGAGUGGAUGUUUGUCAGAAGCUGCAUGGUGAAAGUGGAAUUGACGCACUUAAAUCUGGUGGUUGCACAUUAUAUCUGAAGUGCCUGAUCUUUUAUAACAUGACCUCUGAAACAAGAGAUGUUUAUAUGGAGACAUUUACAGUGUUACUAUUUAUUUGAAUGUAUUUGUAGGUGUUUUGUAUGACAUUUUCCUCUUUUUAUGUCAAACAUGACUACUAGCUCUCUCUUAAAACACUACAUUACUUAAUAGUUAAAAAUCUAUUUUUUCUGUAUAUGAGGAGAUAAUUUACAUUAAAAGCACAAACAAUGUAAAGACCCCCACAGUUUGUAUGUCCACACUUUCACUUACAUGAUGGCCUCCCUUUUUAAAGCUGUUUUCUCAAAUGAAAUAUAGUAAAUAAAAUAAAGUUAUUUGUCGAUGUCUGUCUUUUAAGAUUUACUGAACCCAAUAAAAACUGGUGGAUGCCAAAGUAAACUUAAA
Messenger RNA from Notolabrus celidotus (New Zealand spotty), 2606 nucleotides. RefSeq names its product hyaluronidase 2a (gene hyal2a). The record is from RefSeq and is a predicted model, not a curated record. Gene Ontology annotation, molecular function: hyalurononglucosaminidase activity; hyaluronoglucuronidase activity. The transcript is spliced from 4 exons. The coding region runs from base 369 to 1781 and encodes 470 amino acids. Lineage: Eukaryota; Metazoa; Chordata; Actinopteri; Labriformes; Labridae. Gene Ontology annotation, biological process: carbohydrate metabolic process; hyaluronan catabolic process.